AUGACGUCAGCCCACUCUCUCCUCCUCCAUCCUCCUCUCGUCUCCUUCACACGGCCUUCUCGCUGCUCUCUCUUCUCUACGCCCCGGAAUUCCCGUUUUACCCUCGCCUGCUGUUCUUCUCGGAAAACGGCGCCGGUGACGGAGCAAGAGGUCCUGCAGGCGAUUUCUGAGUCGGCCGAGAAGAGCCUGCCGUGCGUGAGGACGUACGAGAAUGAGUUGGCGCGGCUGGGAGUGGUCGGCGCCGUGGAUUUUCAGCAGGCGCUAACGGCGGCCGCCGCGGACGGAGGAGAGGCCGCCGACGAGCACAUUAGGGAGGGCGUGCCUGCUAUGGUUGUGGAGACUUUGUUGCCGGGUAAUUCCGACCCGUACAGCACAAUCUCGACCCGGCUGUUUCUUCCUGCUAGAAAAGUUAAAGAAAAAGCUGGUAAACUGAGAAGCUCCAUCACUCAAGAUAUGCUGUCAACCACAACUUCUAGAAACAUACUUGCUAUGACAUUUAGACAAGUAGUGUUAGAACUGCUCUGGAACUUUCAACUAGUUGUUUUUAGACCUGGAACUCAAAGGAAUAUGAAGGAUCUUGAAAACGCGAGAGAGGUCCCUGCAUGUGUCACCCUUAGUUCAUCAGAUGAACGGAUUUUAUCUGUGCUCGCAGAAGUUGUAUGCAUCUCUGCUCUUCAAAACACAGAGAAACAAUUUCUUGAAGAUUACACAGGCAAAACACCGAGUGAUUUACUUCAUUCGUUUCGAAAGCCUAGACGGAUUGUGUCAAAAGAUUCCUCAGUUGUCAUAUACAAAUUAUUUGAAGAUGAGAUAGUUGAAAAUGCCAAGAGCCUGCUCGAACAUUUUAAUUCCGCCAAGAACAGUUUUAAGUCUGUAAAAACAAAAUCAAAGUGGUGGACACCAUCUGCACUCUCUAAACUGGAAAAGAUUGGCGGUCCAGAAUUUAGUUGUUGGACUAGUGAGUAUGUUCCAGCUUACAAGCUACAAAUUGAUGCUAAUCGGCAUAAGGAUGUGAAAUUUGAAGGCUGGAGAAAAUGUGGAGAAACUAGCUGGGAAGUUCUUUUGACACACUCCCAGAUGGUUGGAUUGGCUGAUAUAAUAGAUAUGUACUAUGAGGAUCUUUAUACCCUGCCUGAUAAGGAACUAUCUUGUGGUGAUAUAGCAAGUUUCACCAACAUAUCUAAUAAAAAGACGGGAUCUUUCUUAUUAAAACUGUUAUCUGUCUCCCUUGCAAGUGGAAUUCUUCUCGUUGCAAUCAGUGCUCUUGGUCAAUUUGGUUUACCUUAUCUACAUAAAGGUGGGAAGUACUUGGGAGAACGCAGAUCUAUUCCAUCAUCUGAAGUUGAUAGUGCACUAAAUCAGUGUUCAGAUACUGUGAAGUUGGAAGCAUUUUGCGAAUCUGUUGUUAAAAAGGUAAAAGAUUCUCUGGGUUGGCCAGGUGAGAUAACAUUGGAAAGAAAUGUGGGUGCUUGGACCGGCAAAGUACCAGAUUAUUUGAGGAUGGCUGUUGAAGAUCAUUUAAACAACGAAGACCUGUCAACUAUUUCUGUUCCUUUAGAUAAAAUUGAUGAAGACUUGAAAGCAUCGGCACAAGAUAUUGCUAGUUAUCAGGUGGUUUUGUCAGCAGAUGGCAAGAUAGUGGGAUUCCAACCUCUAAGCAGGGCGGCUGUUAACCAUUGGGCUGCAAAUCCCUUAUCGAAGGAGUUAUAUGGAGGAAAAAAGCUUUCUCCUGGGCUGAUGGAACCUGGUCUCAAGGUCCAGUGUCCAGAUGAGAUUGCUGUCAUAGAGUUGUUGAUGUCAGUAAAACCAGAUGCAUCUUUUGCCUUCGCCCGGCCAGUUCGAUAAUCAUUUACCUGUUGAUCACAUAGGCAGAUGAGAAUGCACAUCUUGGUGAUGACAUUGCCAUCCACAAAUCCACAAUGUUUAUUUGGCAAAAUGAAGGUAGAUUCUGUCAGGUUUCCAUAGAAAUUGUACAUUGUACUUUGCCUCAUUUAAGACAUAGUGAACUUGUAGGCUUGAAACUUGAGGGAGGGUGUGAUGCCAGGUCUCUACUUGAUUGAAGUAGAGACUUCCAAUUGUCUUAACUUCUUAGUGCACAGGAAUGUUACAAGUAAAGUAUUAAAAUGAGAAAUGGAUACUGUGAUAUCAAACUG
This is a messenger RNA of Fragaria vesca subsp. vesca, 2153 nucleotides long. RefSeq lists its product as uncharacterized. Lineage: Eukaryota; Viridiplantae; Streptophyta; Magnoliopsida; Rosales; Rosaceae. The record is from RefSeq and is a predicted model, not a curated record. The transcript is spliced from 8 exons. Bases 1 to 1845 code for a protein of 614 amino acids.